This is a messenger RNA of Polypterus senegalus (gray bichir), 1230 nucleotides long. RefSeq names its product coxsackievirus and adenovirus receptor homolog. NCBI's taxonomy places the organism in Eukaryota, Metazoa, Chordata, Cladistia, Polypteriformes, Polypteridae. The record is from RefSeq and is a predicted model, not a curated record. The transcript has 5 exons. Bases 290 to 1063 code for a protein of 257 amino acids.
GGGAAGGCGCGACAGGCACGCAAAAUAUUAAAACUGCAAGACACGUGUAACUUGGUUAACUCCGUUGAUUCCGAUAACACUUCGACAACCCUUCUCUUAAUCACCGUGUAAGCAGGCGUAUCGCUCUUAGCCUGUCAACCAUCACUACCAGUUUAAUGAAUUUGAAGUGACGGCUGUGCGGUUAUGGGCGGGGUUAAAGGUUUAGCUGGACACGUGUUAAAUCAAUGGGAUUAGGGGCGCUGUUAAAUGUUUAAUUUAACCCAUCUUUAGCCACGCCACAUUCGGCAAGAUGCAAGAAGGGGGCCAGUCAGAUGAACUAAAUGUGGAAGUGGGACUGUCCACUGUGCUGGGACGGUCAGGUGGUUCUGAGAUAUUAGCUGUCAACAUCUCAACAAACGUACAACUGAAGUCUAUCAUGUGGAAAGUGAAGGAGGGAGACAGCUGGUUACGCAUCAUGCAGUGGCCCAUGACAAAUGAACAUGUUUGGAACUCCAAUUACCAUGGCCGUGCUUUCCUGAACAAAUGGUCCCUGGAGCUACACAACCUGUCACGGACUGACACUGGUUUGUACAAGGUGGUGGUGCUUGACCAGUGUAAUACUAUGAAGGAGGGAGUUGUCUACCUGUUGGUUCAAGACCCUAUUUCUCAGCCAGUUGUCCAUCAGUUGGUGUCAUCAUCCGACCCUCCCCUCAACGUGACCCUAAGCUGUGCCAUUGAAGAGGGGUAUCCCACCAAUUUCUCCUGGUAUAGAAACGGAAUCUUGCUGCACAGUACCCCCAGCCUAUCCCUUGUGCACCUACAGGCCUCUCACUGCGGUGUUUAUACAUGUGUGGUCAGCAACAUGAUCAGCAAGAAGGAAGUGACCUUCAGCUUGGAAGGUAUUCCACCAUGUGAAAGCAACCAAUAUUUCACCCUACAGCUAGUCGUUCUCUCAGUUGUCCUGGCUUCCAUCAUUCUUCUCCUGUUCAUAUGUUUCUGCAAGUGCUGUGAGCAGCAACAUGACAGGACUCAAGUGACCGAAGUGGAUGUCAUCUAUGAGGCCAUGCACCCCAGGGUGUCCUGAGAGAUCAUUAGUUCUACAGUACAUUCUGUCAUUCGGGCCUCUUUCAAAUAUGCCAGUUCCAGAGCUUGGCAACAAAAGUGUCAGUGUUGUGCUGAGAGAUUUCAUAUUUUACAUCUCUCAAUCAGGCCACCUUUUCUAUUCCAUAGGUUUGUUUUCUUUUCAGAACA